ACAGCCUUCGCCUGAGCCACUCUCCAGUCUCCUCUACUUCAGCACCUCUCACAAACUCAACUCACUCUCAUCUCAGAGUUAUCCCACCAAAAAUCCAUUCAAGAUGAAGUUCUUCGUUGCCACCGCUCUCUUUGCCACUGCUGCCAUUGCCGGCCCCGUCGAGGUUCGCACUGGAACCGCCCCCCUCUGUCCUAAUGGACUCUACAGCAACCCCCAGUGCUGUGACACCCUAGUCCUCGGCAUAGUUGGCCUCGGUUGCGAAGUUCCCACCCAAACGCCCCGUGACGGCGUCGACUUUAAAAACAUCUGCGCCAAGACUGGCGACCAGGCUGUUUGCUGUGUUGUUCCCGUUGCUGGCCAAGAUCUUCUCUGCCAGACUGCCGUUGGUAUCCAGGGAUAGGUCAUGUAUUCAUGAGAUGCUUGUGUCAACAGCGACCAGGCUUAGUGGUGGAGAAUUGAAGUUCAGUAUGUGAUAGCCGGGGAUACAGGUCGAGUAGAUAGUCACUUCGAAUCCACCUUGUAUUUAUCAGAAUUCCAACACAUUCUGUUAUAAAUAUAUUAUAUUUGGCGUAGUAUGCACUCUUCAGCUGUUCUUGUGAUGAUCUGUCUUGGCCUUGUAAAGCUCUGGAAUGCGAAGCUCCAUCUCGGCCAUGCUGUCGUUUCUUGGAUAUUGUGUCGUUUGAAGCAAAAUGUUCCUUCUUCUAAUCAAACCUUAAAGAAGCAAAUCCUCAGGCCCGCGGGUUUCCCAAUAUAUAUAUGCUCUUUAAAGGCCUUUGUCUCUCAAAACCCUCAAUGUAGUACACCAUGACAUCAAAUACAAGAAAUGAAACUCUACACUUGCCGUAUACUAGCAAUACCUAGCAUUCUUUCAAGUCUGUACAGAAAGACAGACUUGGAAAGGAAAAUGGUCACCAUUCACUCAAAUUCUCAGGCCAUAAACGUAACACCAAAAUCAUCAGCUCUCAUUACCGCGUAUAUGUAAAAAUCAUCUCCAACUCCAAAACUGUAAUAC
Trichoderma atroviride IMI 206040 is the source of this 1012-nucleotide messenger RNA. RefSeq lists its product as uncharacterized. The record is from RefSeq and is a predicted model, not a curated record. NCBI's taxonomy places the organism in Eukaryota, Fungi, Ascomycota, Sordariomycetes, Hypocreales, Hypocreaceae. Gene Ontology annotation, cellular component: extracellular region.